UCCUGCCGUCUCCAGUCCAACUAACUGCUUAGUUCCUGGAUCACGUUAAAACGGACGCUGUAUCUUUAAGACGCCCGACUGUCUGCGGCGUUGUGGCUGAGAAACUGACGCCCUCCGACUGCAUCGUUAUUAUAGACGGCAGAGUUUCAUCCUGGACCUUGCGAGGAAAGCCGGCGGUGUUGGAUUUAAAGGGGAAACAGCCGUCAAUCAAACGAAGGAUUCGAACCAUUGUAACGGUGGACGGACAGACAGACAUACAGACAGACGGACAGAGUGUUGCUGUGUGUGUGUGGUGACAACCAGACCGCCAGGCGUGUGUGUACAGCCUACUAGCUGACCGUCAGGAUGAGGCCUGGCCAGCUGUAUGUUCUGGUCCCAGCCUCCGCUGCCCUCCUCCUCCUCCUGGUCCUAUCAGAACCGUCUCAGACCAGCGCCUGUAACAAGGCCCUCUGUGCCUCGGAUGUCAGCAAGUGUCUCAUACAGGAGCUGUGUCAGUGUCGUCCGUCCGAUGGGAACUGUUCAUGCUGUAAAGAGUGUAUGCUCUGUCUGGGGACACUGUGGGAGGAAUGCUGUGACUGUGUCGAUAACAUGUGUACGGUGGUCUACUUUGACGGCUGCGUAUCCAUCCGCCAGUGUAAACUAUACUGUGAGUCGAUGGGAGGGUCGAAGUACCGCUGGUUUCACAACGCCUGUUGUCAGUGCAUCGGCCCGGAGUGUCUGGACUACGGCAGCAAGGCUGUUAAGUGCAUGAACUGUUUGUUCUGAAGACUGACGGCUCCAUGGUGGUGGAGACUGGCACCAGAUAUACGGACCAAACCCAUGGGCGGCUCGAGAGAGGGGCUAGAUGAUGCGGAAGCCUCCUCAACAAUAGCCUAGCACACCCCAUUAGUAACCCCAAUAAAUAUUUUAUUAAUAUAUGAACGAAUUUACACCAUACAGUGCCUUCGGAAAGUAUUCAGACCCCUUCACUUUUUCCACAUUUUGUUACGUUACAGCCUUAUUCUAAAAUUAAUUAAAUCAUUUUUUCCUCCCAUCAUUCUACACACAAUACCCCAUAAUGACAUCACAAUACCCCAUAAUGACAAAGCGAAAAACAGGUUGUUAUACAUUUUUGCAAAAUAAUUAAAUAAAAAUACUUUAUUGACAUAAGUAUUCA
Molecule: messenger RNA, 1156 nt
Organism: Salvelinus fontinalis (brook trout)
Lineage: Eukaryota; Metazoa; Chordata; Actinopteri; Salmoniformes; Salmonidae
Product: twisted gastrulation protein homolog 1-A-like
Biological process (GO): regulation of BMP signaling pathway
Source: RefSeq, a predicted model, not a curated record